Messenger RNA from Leptopilina boulardi, 982 nucleotides. Its product is annotated as mitochondrial inner membrane protease ATP23 homolog. Gene Ontology annotation, molecular function: metalloendopeptidase activity. Lineage: Eukaryota; Metazoa; Arthropoda; Insecta; Hymenoptera; Figitidae. The record is from RefSeq and is a predicted model, not a curated record. Bases 131 to 916 code for a protein of 261 amino acids. Gene Ontology annotation, cellular component: extrinsic component of mitochondrial inner membrane. Gene Ontology annotation, biological process: mitochondrial proton-transporting ATP synthase complex assembly; mitochondrial protein processing. The transcript has 5 exons.
UACCCUAAUUUUUGCCAUUUCAAACAGAUCUUUAGCACUAUUCCGUGGGCAUGAGCAUGAUUUUAAUUGUUUUCUUUGUUUACAAUAAGUAAAUGCAACUAUUGUUCAAAAAAAAUUAUUAGAGACUACAAUGAGUACAAAAAAUACCACUAAUAAUAAUGAAAAUACUACAGAAGAGAGCAUCAAAAUCUCACAAGAUGUGGAUGAAGAGAAGAAAUUGUGGGGUUAUGAUUUAUAUCCUGAGAGAAGAGGUACAGAUUUCAAACCUAAUUUUUUCAAAGCAAUGAUUGGUAUGGAAGGCAAAGAAAAUAUACACCGAACGAGGUGUGAGGCAAAUGUUUACAAAGUAUACCGUUCUAGUCCGUUAGUGAAAUUAAUGGCAGCAGCCUUAAACAGUUCAGGAUGUGAAUUUGACAUUCGAAGGCAUGUUUCCUGUGAAGUUUGUGACUUCAGUGUCAGUGGUGGAUAUGAUCCUGAGCUGAAUCAGAUUGUUGUGUGUCACAAUGUUAUUCAAGGAAUAGGAAAAAUACAAGGAGUAAUGACCCAUGAAAUGAUUCAUAUGUUUGAUUAUUGUCGAAACGAACUUGAUUUUAAAAAUAUUGAUCAUGUAGCCUGUACAGAAGUUCGUGCUGCAAAUUUAACUCACUGUAGUUUUUUAAGUUCCUGCACAGGAGGUUUUUCUUCACCAUUUAAUAUCAAGCAAACGCACCAGGAAUGUGUAAAACACAAAGCAGUUUUAUCUGUAUUAGCAGUACGUAAAGUGUCUGAAGAAGAGGCACGUGCAGCAGUUGAACGUGUUUUUACGAGGUGUUACAAUGAUUUAGAGCCCAUUGGUAGACGAAUUAAAAGGAACUCAGUAGAUAUGCAUAAGGCAUAUCUUGAAGCUCCAAUGUAUGGCUAUGACUAUAUAAAGUAAAAUUUACCAACUAUUGAAAAUUGUAUUAUAAAUUUUUAUUACAAAUAAAUGACUUAGAAAUUGUUA